GGAACGGUAAACAUUCAGAAAGACGGAUAUAUUAAGUGGCAGGAGCCUUGGGCUUAGCGACGACUUAUAGUGCUACAAUUCCACCGACACUCCUCGCAUCACAACAACCGUUCACACGCGGCCGUGCAACAAUGAAUCUUACUGUUACUCACAUGCAGUGAGCACUCACUGUUGUAGUCUUAACAGCUUUGAGGUUGUAUACUUGCGCGCAUGAGCGAGCGGUUGUUGGAACCUUCUGGGGCAUAAGUACAAUGCAGUGCUACCAGGCGCAAUCAAAAGCGCACAACAUAGCGUUUUAUAAAGGUGGAAGCAGCUGCACCCAAGCGCAAUUCAGCGCACCAUCGACUGUCGCGGCGAGGAUUGCCUCAGUAGCAAAAGAGCGGCAGCAGCGGGGCCAGUCGCCAUGCGCAAUCGGAUGUUAUCAUCAGCAGCAUGGCAUGUUGCCGCCUGAUUUGUCACGGUCAAGAGACGAGUGCUUGCUGCAGGCACGCAUAGGGUUCGGGGAGCGGGGCCGGGGCCUCUUCUUCGCGCCCACAGCUGAGACCCCCUCACCCCCAUCCGCAUCUGCCUCUGCAAGCUCCUCCUCCUGCUCCUCCCCGGCCUCCGCCGGCCCCUCCGAGCCCCCUGUGCUGCUGCGUGUGCCGCUGGUGUGGGGGCUGCCGCUGGUGGCGCCGGGGGGCCCGCGGGGGCUGCAGCUGGGGCUGCUGGAGGAAUGGCAGUCGUACCACGGAGUACGGCUGCCCGAGCAGUUGACCCAAGUGCUGCAGGACACGGAC
Molecule: messenger RNA, 776 nt
Organism: Astrephomene gubernaculifera
Lineage: Eukaryota; Viridiplantae; Chlorophyta; Chlorophyceae; Chlamydomonadales; Astrephomenaceae
Source: the annotation of a GenBank genome assembly